Egretta garzetta (little egret) is the source of this 1752-nucleotide messenger RNA. It is a transcript of the gene SPATA1, whose product is annotated as spermatogenesis associated 1. The transcript has 13 exons. The record is from RefSeq and is a predicted model, not a curated record. Lineage: Eukaryota; Metazoa; Chordata; Aves; Pelecaniformes; Ardeidae.
AUGUCAUUCAGUCAAAUGAGACCUCAGACAUCACAGUUGGUGGAGCUCCACGUUUUUUAUGUCCCAAAAGAAGUGUGGAACUUCAAGCUGAAUACAGUUCCUGUAGCUCUUAGUAGCAAAUUCAUCUCAGCCGGAUUCAUAAGGGUAUCUCCUCACACCACAUUAAGAGCGCUACGGGAGAAGCUUGGAGAGCACCUGGGUGGAGCUGCAGUUGCAGAUAAAUUCAAGUUUUUAAAGUGCAUUGGGAAAAAACUAGCAGUGGUGAAAGCAAAGCAAGAAGCAGAACUGGAACUGAAGUCAUUUGCUCCCCCUUAUGCACUUUACCCUGAAUUAUAUUUAUUACCUGGAGUGGGAUACUUUGAAGACAUUUAUCCAUUAUCAUCAUCAACUCAACAGAGCCAUUGCUUUAAUGCAGAAGCUGAUGGAUCAAGAUUAUCCAGUCUUCCCCAACAAAAACCUGAAAAAAGCAAACAAUUUUUAGAAAGCAUAAAAAGCAGUCAUCGGAUAGAAAAUCAGGAAGUGCACAGUCCCACGAAAUGGAGUGAGAAGGAACCUGUUCCAGUUUUACACACAAAACAUAAGCAAGACCGUAACAACAGGAUUCAAGAAAAACAAAUACAGUUCACAGAUAAAGAUCAAAAUGGAUCCAGGGGAUCUGUCUUCACACCAAGUAAUUCAAAUCCUGCAGACUGGGAGGCUGGAGAGGGUGAUAUGCUAUUACAGAGCUCUCAGCAAAAUCAUCUCAGCCAGAAUCAAAAGGAGCGUAAUACUCCUAAGUGGAGCGACGGAGCCAAAGGAACUGCUCUUACUCUUUGUGUAAACCACAGUGAUGAACGAGGCCAGAGUAACCAAACACCUCAAAAUCACAUUAAAUAUCAACAGGUAUAACCUAUAUAUUUUUAUCAUUAUCCUAUUACAGAACUAAGCACCAAAUUGCUCAUUACAAACAUGGAAAAUAGUGACCACCAAAAAGUUACCAAACUAGGAAGAGACAGAACACAGGAUUCUGGAAUUCCUAAAGCAAUGAAAGACCAAACCACAGAAUAUGUACAAGAAACCCAAAGCUUACAGCAGUACAGAACUGUCAAGUCUAUAGCUGAUCCUGGUGAAAAACUGGAUAGUCAGGCACAUGAAAACAAGCAAAAUCAUCUUACUUGUCCAAAAGAAUAUAUUUCGCCUCCUAGUCCGCCUUUUCUGGCACUAUCUGUAAAUCCAGAUCAAGUUCCUGCAAUUCCGGCAGAAAGAAACAAGAUGGUAGAACAAUUGCAACAAAUGAAGACAGACAGAAGGCACAUGGAAAAAACUAGAGAAGAACUGAUCAAAAAAGCUAAAGGGCUGCUGGAACAGAAUAAGCUGAGGAGAUACCAUGUUCGUGAGGAAUGGAAAAAGAAGUACUUUGAAACUAAGAAAGCUACGGUUUCACUGGAGGAUGCUUUAAACAAACUACGACAAGAUUUAGAGCUUUACCACCAGAAAUUACUCUUGCAAUUGGAAGCCAGAGAUAGCCGGAAACAACCAAACAGUAUGACCACCUCCAAGAAUUACACAAUCAUCCGGAUUACUACAGCGCAGCAUGAACUCGAUCAGCUGAGGAGGAAGCUGGAUGAUACAAAAAUGAAACUCGUAACAGAAAUUAAGAUGAGAAAGCAGGCAGCGUCUGAUUUACGAGCCCUGAGAGCAGAACUGACACAGAAGAAGAUUCAUUCAGCUUUCAUUCUCCAGACGAGAAAAAUCAGGACUUUAAGAGGAUGA